Molecule: messenger RNA, 2980 nt
Organism: Phyllostomus discolor (pale spear-nosed bat)
Lineage: Eukaryota; Metazoa; Chordata; Mammalia; Chiroptera; Phyllostomidae
Gene: CPOX
Product: coproporphyrinogen oxidase
Exons: 7
Coding region: 125-1453 (442 amino acids)
Cellular component (GO): cytoplasm; mitochondrial intermembrane space
Molecular function (GO): coproporphyrinogen oxidase activity
Source: RefSeq, a predicted model, not a curated record
CCCGGAGGACGGACUCCGCCGAAAGUUCACCAUCCCAUUGCGGCUCCUGGGCUCGGGACUCUUGGGGACGCUCAAGGGCCGAUCUCCGGGACGCGGGCACGGCCCCGGGUGACAGUGCGGGAGCAUGGCCUUGCACCUGGGCCGACUGGGCGCGGGCCCCUGCUGGCGCGUGUCUCGUGGCGGCUGCAGGGAGCUGCGUGAAUGGUCCCGACGCUGCACGGCGGGACGCGUCUGCGGGUCCCCGGGCGCAUCCCGCACCGAGCAGAGCCGUGGGCUGGGGAGUGGCUUGACAGCCGGAGGAGGCUCCCGGCUGGGUACAGGGCUAGCGGUGGCCCUGGCGGGGCUGGCGGGGCUAGCUGCCGCCGCCUUUGGUCACGUACAGCGGGCCGAGAUGGUGCCCAAGAGCUCGGGGACGCGGGGCCCCUCGCCCGGGAGGCCGGAGGAGGAGGAUGAGCUGGCCCGCCGUUGCAGCUGCUUUAUGGCCUUGCCUGUGACCGACCUGCAGGAGCUGCGGAGGAGGCCGGGCGACAUGAAGACCAAGAUGGAGCUUCUGAUCCUGGAGACCCAGGCCCAGGUGUGCAAGGCGCUGGCACAGGUCGACGGGGGCGCCAGCUUCUCUGUGGACCGGUGGGAGAGGAAGGAAGGAGGUGGUGGCAUCAGCUGUGUACUUCAAGAUGGGCAUGUUUUUGAAAAGGCCGGGGUGAGCAUUUCUGUCGUUCAUGGAAAUCUUUCUGAGGAAGCAGCAAAGCAAAUGAAAAGCAGAGGAAAGAAUCUGAAGAGUAAAGAUGGUAAACUGCCAUUUUCUGCUAUGGGUGUGAGCUCUGUUAUCCACCCCAAGAAUCCUCACGCCCCUACUAUCCAUUUCAACUAUAGAUAUUUUGAAGUCGAAGAAGCUGAUGGUAACAAGCAGUGGUGGUUUGGUGGUGGAUGUGACCUUACUCCAACAUACCUGAACCACGAGGAUGCUGUCCAUUUUCACAGAACUCUAAAGGAGGCUUGUGACCGGCACAGCCCAGAUCUCUAUCCUAAGUUUAAAAAAUGGUGUGACGAUUACUUUUUUAUAGCCCAUCGUGGGGAACGGAGGGGUAUUGGGGGUAUCUUUUUCGAUGACCUUGACUCUCCAUCCAAGGAGGAAGUGUUUCACUUUGUGCAGAGCUGUGCCCAGGCCGUCAUUCCCUCUUACAUUCCCCUUGUGAAAAAGCACCGUGAUGACUCAUUCACCCCUCAGGAGAAGCUGUGGCAGCAGCUCCGGAGAGGACGGUAUGUCGAAUUUAACCUGCUGUAUGAUCGGGGCACAAAGUUUGGCCUCUUCACCCCAGGAUCCAGGAUUGAGAGCAUCUUGAUGUCUUUGCCUCUAACUGCCCGCUGGGAGUACAUGCAUUCACCCUCAGAGAACUCCAAAGAAGCUGAAAUUCUGGAAGUUCUGCGCCAUCCAAGGGACUGGGCGCACUGAUGCAGGCAAAGCAGCCUUCCUGGGGAGUGAGGACACAGAACGCCUGCCCCACGCUGGCCGGCACCGUUGCCACUGUGUGGCAGUUACCUGAGUCUUGAGCCCCAGCCUUCACUCUGGAGUCUGCCUCCUUGGCAGGUGGAGAACUGUGUUUUAAGCCCCACAGGUUUCCAUUGGAUGUUGUCAGGGUGGUGAUAUGGCAGCUUGUCAGAGUCCAUAGGUGGAUAUAAGUCUCAUCUGUGCUUUUAGAAUCACUUUAUGUGACUGGUUUACAAAGUAUGACAUGGGGUUUCCUGUACUGAGUUAAGGGAAUCCAACUAAAUACUACAAUUUGUAUCAGGGAACUUCUCAUGUUAUUUUUAUUUUAUAUAUAUUUUUAAAGUUUUAGUUUCUGCCACAAAAAUCUGUCUUGGGACAAAUUUAGUUUCAUUAAUUCAAUGAAAUUGAGCUUAUUAGUAAUUUUAGAAAGCAACUUGAAAUGAACGUAAAAGCUUUACUUUGUUAUUACUGAAGUUUCUUUAAUCAUAAGGUUUGUAAUCAUGUAUCUUGCUGUAGAAAUCAUAAUAUUAUACCAUACUCCCUUUUUCAUAAUGAUAGAUAUUCGGGAACAUUUGAAAUUUUCUUAAUCUCUGCAUAGGUUACAAUUCAGUGAUUACCUGUAGUUGUUAAUUCUAUAUCACUGUUAUUUAAAUAAGGAAGAUCUAAGUUGUAACUGAAUUUUGUAGAACCCUAAUUUGCUAAUCUUGGGAUUCUCUGCACUUUUAAAUGUGAAACCUUAUAACCAUUGAUUCUGCUAUUUAAAAUAUUCUAUACCAGACAGUUCUGUAUGGAAAUUUAAACAAUCCUGGGGAUGCUAUGAAUAUAGGAAAUAUUUCUCUAUUGGUGAUAAACAUUUUCCUUCUUUAAUUGAAGCAAAUAUAAUGUAAAUGUUAUGAGGGUGACAAGCAUGUAGGCAUUUUAUAAAUACAUGUUUCUUUCAUGGGAAAAUCACAACAAAAUUCUUAAUAUGGUUUAUUUGUUUAUACCAUAUUAGGAACAUGCUUGGUUUUGUUUUGUUUGUUUUUUUUUGAAUCCACAAUACAUUGAGGCUUGUAAGGAAUAGUGUCUUCCUACCUGGUGUGAAGCAUCAUCUCAGAACAUGUUGAAUGUGUGUAACUACGUGUGACUCUUUAGGGCUGGAAAAUGAUUACAUUUUCAACUGUCCAACACCUGGUUUGCUGAUUAAAUUUAUUAUGGAAUGUGUUUGUAUUUUUCACUUUUUUUCAGGAUAACCGACAAAGAGAAGACAAGUAUUUCUUAGUUCUAAAACCUGAGUUCCUCAUUCCUAAGUGUUUUACCACCCAAAAUAAAAUAAAACUUUUGCACUCAUAUUUUCAUGGCACCUGUUUUCACAAUAGCCAAAAAUUAGAAAUAACACAAAUGCCCAUUGGCAGGUGAAUGGAUAAAGAAAUUGUGAUAUAUCCAAAUGUUAAAAUACUCUGUAAGGAAAAGGAAAGACUACUGAUAAACAGAACAACGUGGAUGAGCAUU